AUGGGCACGCUUGACAUCACCUUCAUCCAUAUAGCCAUAACCCUGCUCGUUUUUACCCACACCAAGAGCUCCACAGAGGCAUCUACCCACAGAAAUGAUACACUCAAGAGGUGCACAGCCCAUGAGCGGUCAGCUCUCCUCGCCUUCAGAGCUGGCCUUUCAGACCCUGCAAACCGCCUGUCAUCAUGGGGAGGCGAUAACUGUUGCGAAUGGAAGGGCGUCCAGUGCAGCAACACAACCGGUCAUGUUGUUAAGCUCGAUCUACAAGGCCCGGGCUGCGACGACAGUGUUUUGGGUAAGCAGGUGCUUGGAGGUAACAUAAGCUCCUCACUUGUUGGUUUGCAACACUUGCAGUAUCUGGACCUUAGCUGCAACCGUUUUGGUGACACGCACUCCACGGAUAUCACCUGGCUGUCACGGUUAUCUUCCCUUGAGCACCUCGACAUGAGCUCGGUGAACCUCAGUACCAUCACGAACUGGGUUUCCGUGGUGAACAAGCUUCCAUCUCUUGUAAGUCUUGAUCUUUCUUUCUGUGACCUUAGCACCUGCCCGGAUUCUCUUUUGGACUCAAAUCUGACGUCUCUUGAAUCUCUCAGCAUUUCGGAUAACAGUUUCCACAAGCAUAUCGCACCCAACUGGUUUUGGUAUUUAACUAGCCUCAAGCAACUUGAUGUCUCAUUCAGUCAGUUGCAUGGUCCAUUUCCGUAUGAGUUAGGGAAUAUGACCUCCAUGCUGAGACUUGAUUUAUCAGCAAAUGACCUUGUGGGCAUGAUACCUUCAAACUUGAAAAAUCUUUGUAGUCUGGAGGAGUUAUUUUUGUUUUGGAACAACAUCAAUGGGAGUAUAGCAGAAUUCUUCAAACGAUUACCUAGUUGUUCAUGGAAUAAAUUGAAGACUUUGUUUCUACCCAUAAACAAUCUGACAGGAAACCUACCAGACAAAUUAGAACCCCUCAGAAAUUUGACACGACUUGAUCUCAGUGAUAACAAGCUCACUGGUCCUGUGCCACUGUGGGUAGGACAGCUCACAUAUCUAACUGACUUGGACCUAAGCUCCAACAACCUAGACGGUGACUUGCAUGAAUGGCAUUUGUCAGGCCUAGUAAACUUGGAGCGCUUGUCUCUGUCUGACAACUCCAUAGCCAUCAGAGUGAACUCGACUUGGGUUCCUCCCUUUAAUCUUACAGAGCUUGAACUUUCGUCAUGCGUCCUGGGGCCUAAAUUUCCAACUUGGCUCAGAUGGCAAACAAAUAUGUAUAAUUUCGAUAUCUCAAACACAAGCAUAUCUGACAUGGUUCCAGAUUGGUUCUGGACAAUGGUUUCCUCUGUUCAACGUCUGAACAUCAGAAGUAAUCAGAUUAGUGGCUCCCUAUCACCUAAAUUGGAACUUAUGAGAGCAUCUGCAAUGGAUCUAAGUUCUAACCAGUUCAGUGGUCCAAUACCUAAGCUUCCUAUUAAUCUAACGAUCUUGGACCUUAGUAGAAACAAUUUAUAUGGUCCACUGCCACUGGAGUUUGGAGCGCCCAGGCUGGCAUCACUUUUUCUAUAUAACAACUUCAUUUCUGGCACUGUCCCAUCUUCAUUAUGCAAACUACGGUCACUACAAUUCUUAGAUAUCUCAGGUAAUAAGCUCACUGGAUCGCUUCCGGAUUGCCUAGCCUAUGAAUACACAAUAAACAUGACAAGUUUGAGUAUUCGUAUUCUAAACUUAGGAAAUAACCACCUCUCCGGUGAAUUUCCAUUAUUUCUCCGAAACUGCCAGAAACUCAUAUUCCUUGAUCUGUCACAUAAUCAAUUCUUUGGGGCUUUACCGUCAUGGAUUGGGGAUAAGCUACCAUCUUUGGCAUUCUUGCGGUUAAGGCAUAAUAUGUUUUGCGGUCACAUUCCAGUGGAGUUGGCGAAUCUGAUUAAUCUUCAGUAUUUGGACCUCGCCUGCAAUAAUUUCUCAGGCAUUAUACCAAAAUUUAUUGUCAACUGGAAGGGGAUGACACAAACAGAAACAGGUGAAGAUCCACUGGCUACUGCUAUGGCAUUUGGUACAAAUGGAACGAUGGAAUAUAAUGAGCAGCUAUAUACAGUAGUCACAAAAGGUCAAGAGCAGCUAUAUACAGGAGAAAUAAUUGAUAUGGUGAAUCUGGAUUUAUCUUGUAACAAUCUUACUGGAGAGAUACCUGAAGAGAUCUGCACUCUCGUUGCACUGAAUAACUUCAACUUGUCAUGGAAUGCCUUAAGUGGAGAAAUUCCUAGAAAAAUCGGUGACUUGGCACAAGUAGAAUCCCUCGACCUAUCACACAAUGAGCUAUCCGGUGAAAUCCCCACAAGCUUAUCAGCUCUCACGUAUUUGAGCCACUUGAACCUGUCAUAUAACAAUCUAUCAGGGAAGAUACCAUCUGGAAAUCAGCUGCAAGUGCUCGAUGAUCAGGCAUCAAUCUAUGUCGGCAACCCAGGUCUCUGCGGUCCUCCUCUCACAAAGAAAUGUCCUGAAACUGACUUGAUCCCUGCUGCCCCAGAAGAUCAAAAGGAUGGAAGCGAUAAUGUUUUCCUUCUCCUCGGCAUGAGCUCCGGAUUUGUGAUAGGGCUCUGGACAGUCUUCUGCAUCCUCUUGUUCAAGGUGAAAUGGAGAAUUGUUUGCUUCACAUUCUAUGAUAAAUUGUAUGACUGGUUUUACGUGCAAGCAGCUGUUGGCUUGGCUUCUUUGACAAGAAAAACGGAUACCAGGAGCUGA
Molecule: messenger RNA, 2724 nt
Organism: Miscanthus lutarioriparius
Lineage: Eukaryota; Viridiplantae; Streptophyta; Magnoliopsida; Poales; Poaceae
Source: the annotation of a GenBank genome assembly